Messenger RNA from Drechmeria coniospora, 522 nucleotides. RefSeq lists its product as uncharacterized. Bases 1 to 522 code for a protein of 173 amino acids. The transcript has a single exon. Lineage: Eukaryota; Fungi; Ascomycota; Sordariomycetes; Hypocreales; Ophiocordycipitaceae. The record is from RefSeq and is a predicted model, not a curated record.
AUGGCUUUGGCUUCGACAACCAUCAUGACCGUCGUCCCGGUGGCGGCGCCGACCAUGUCGGCCCUGCAAUGCAGCAACAAGCUCUUCCAGAUGCCCAUCCGCGACUCGGCCUGCGCGAUGCCGUACAGCGACAGGGGCGUGAACAUCAUGUCGAACUGCUGCAAGGAUGCCUCCGUCGUCAGCUACUACGACAAGUGCGGCCUCUACUGCCUCGCCCAGGGCCAAAACGUCGGCUCGCUCACCGACUGCUUCUACCGCGAGGGCGCGAGCUAUCAGGACGUCUUCUGCAGCGGCGGCCGAUCGGACGUGGCGAGGGGGACCGGCACCGGGACCAUUGUCGAACCCAACGCUUUUCCCGUCGUCGUUCCCAAGACCGGCCCGGCCGCGUCGCAGUUGAGCGCCAGCCCGUCCGCCUCGCCGUCCUCUGCGAACACGAGAAUGCAGGGUCCGGCAGGCGCCGUCGGCGUCGCCAUCGGCGCCAUCCUCCUGUCGGCCUUUGCCGUGGGCACUCUUCAGAUCUAG